AUGACGCAAGACUCAAUAGAUCCCUUGGAUCCCGAAGAGUUUACUGAAGAUCAAGUCAAUGAUAUAUUGCAACCGAAUGUUGGCGAUUACAACCCUACGGAGAGAAUUAUAGGAAAUGAUAAUGGCUUAAGGGGUAAUGUCCUUGCUGUCCAGAGUGGUGGGAAUAGUCCAGAAGAUUUAGUGAAUACUGAGGAUAAUCAUGUUGCUAACGAAACUACUUCAGAGAAGAUUACUGAAAAGGAAGGAGAAGAUAAGAAAAGAAAGGAAACCAAGAAAGAUGCUCCAAUCACUUGGGCCGAACGAUUGAAACUAUCAUUGAUGUUUCUUAAGGUAUAUGUCAAGGUAUUUUGUCUUUUCUUGGGGGUUCUAUCUCUUUAUUGGGCAUCUAUGUAUAAUCGUCCCUCAAGGUAUACGAACUUAAAUUUCAUUGUUGUUCUGGGAGAUGCCAGCACCGAAAUCAAUGGUACAACCAUAGAACCAUAUAUUGGUGAAACCUUUAUAGAUAUGGUACAGAACAAUGAAACUGUUUCCAAGCUUGCUGGGUGGAAAAUCCAUACCGAAAAUGAAAUUCAGAUUGCCGCUAAUGUUCAUAAUAUUACUCUUGAAGCAGAACUCAAAAGGCUUGUUCAUCAUCAAAAAUGCUGGGCAGCUAUUUACAUUAAACCCAAUUCCACUGCAAAGUUAUAUGACUCUCUUGUUAAUGCCAACCCUUCAUUAGUGGAAAAUGGACAAAUAUCCAACUUCAUCGAUGUCAUAUUUGAAGAUGGUAGACAUUAUUCUGCACUUACUCAAUACAUCAAUAAACAUUUGGUUCAAGCAGAAGAAACUUGGUUAAGUUAUUACACUUCUUCGAAGGUUUUCGAUCCUUUAGUCGGUCACCUUUCGCUGGACCAAAAAUUGGCUUUACUUCAGAAUGAUUCCACAAUUCAAAUAUUGACUUCUCCUCCCACAUUUAAUUUGAUAGAUCUUUCACAUACUCUUUCAUCAUCAGCGCUCGGACCAAGUCAACUUGGUCUCAUUUAUGCACAGAUUUUCAGUUUCCAUCAAUUCAACUUUUCAUUGCAAAUCCAUCAAUACCUUAGAAGUCGUCUUGUUUUCAGACAUUUUAUCAUAUAUCGAUUAUUAUCAUCCCAAAUCAACUAUUUGGUUUUAGGCUUAGUAUAUGCGUUGGUUACAAUUGCGUUCAAAGUUCCUGUGAACUUAACAUUUGGAGACUCUGGAUUUGUCGUGCUAUGGAUGUUUAUGUAUCUAUUCAUAUCUGCAGCCGGUGGGAUUAAUGAAAACAUCGUUAUGAUUAUACUUUCAUUUGACAUGAAAACACUUUUGGCUCCAUGGAUGGUUUUCUUCAUUAUUAUUAAUAUAGCCCCUACUUUUUCAGCAUUAGAAUUAUGUCCUGGAUUUUUCAAGUAUGGGUAUGCCUUACCAAUGUAUAAUGUUUUUGAAGCAUUAAAAGUUGUACUUUUCAAUACUUGGAAAGGUCACUUAGGUAGACAUUUGGGGAUUCUAGUAACAUGGAUUGUUGUUUCCAACAUUUGUUUGGUAUUCAAUGUUAGAUGGGAACUGCAAAGACAAAAGGAUGCCGCAGCAAAGGCAGAGGCAAAGAAAAAGGAGGCAAAGGAAAAGCAAGAAUUGGAACAAUUACAACAGCAACAAGAAGAACAGGAACAACUAGGAGAUCAAUUCAGUAGAAUAAGUGAAGAAAGAAGUAAUGAUGUGCUUGUUGAACAAGAGCCCUCUAAAUGA
Molecule: messenger RNA, 1743 nt
Organism: [Candida] anglica
Lineage: Eukaryota; Fungi; Ascomycota; Pichiomycetes; Serinales; Debaryomycetaceae
Source: the annotation of a GenBank genome assembly